GCGGAAGAGGUGCGACCCGCGCUGGGCCGGGCCGCGCUCCGCGGCUUCCCAAUGCGCGGGCAGUAGAGCACGGGCCGCCCUUCGCCUUAGGCGGUCGCACUCGCUUCUUUUUCUCCCUUUUUUACAGUCUAUUUUUGUACGCUUUGCUAUUAAAAAACAUGGUGCUGGGAAAGGUGAAGAGUUUGACAAUAAGCUUUGACUGUCUGAAUGACAGCAAUGUCCCCGUGUACUCCAGUGGGGAUACAGUCUCAGGAAGGGUCAGUUUAGAAGUGACCGGGGAAAUCCGAGUGAAAUCGCUCAAAAUCCAUGCAAGGGGACACGCGAAGGUUCGCUGGACCGAAUCGCGGAAUGCUGGAUCCAACACUGCCUACACCCAGAACUACACGGAGGAAGUGGAGUAUUUUAACCAUAAGGACGUCCUGGUCGGCCACGAGAGAGAUGAUGACAAUUCAGAAGAAGGCCUUCACACCAUCCAUUCAGGAAGGCACGAAUAUGCAUUCAGCUUCGAGCUUCCACAGACACCACUUGCUACCUCAUUCGAAGGCAGACAUGGCAGUGUGCGCUAUUGGGUGAAAGCCGAAUUGCAUAGGCCUUGGUUUCUACCAGUAAAAUUAAAGAAGGAAUUUACAGUCUUUGAACAUAUAGAUAUCAACACUCCUUCAUUACUGUCACCCCAAGCAGGCACAAAAGAAAAGACUCUCUGUUGUUGGUUUUGUACCUCAGGCCCAAUAUCCUUAAGUGCCAAAAUUGAAAGGAAGGGCUACACACCAGGUGAAUCGAUUCAGAUCUUUGCUGAGAUUGAGAACUGCUCUUCCCGUGUGGUGGUGCCAAAGGCAGCCAUUUACCAAACACAGGCAUUUUAUGCCAAAGGGAAAAUGAAGGAAGUCAAACAGCUUGUUUCUAACCUUCGUGGGGAAUCCUUGUCGUCUGGCAAAACGGAAACCUGGAAUGGCAAACAAUUGAAAAUUCCACCUGUUUCCCCUUCAAUCCUUGACUGUAGUAUAAUUCGUGUGGAGUACUCACUGAUGGUAUAUGUUGAUAUUCCAGGCGCCAUGGAUUUAUUUCUUAACUUACCACUGGUCAUUGGUACCAUUCCUCUACAUCCGUUUGGCAGCAGAACAUCGAGUGUGAGCAGCCAAUGUAGCAUGAACAUGAAUUGGCUUGGUCUGACACUUCCUGAAAGACCAGAAGCACCUCCUAGCUAUGCAGAAGUGGUCACGGAGGAACAGAGGCAGUCCAGCCUUGCACCCGUAGGUGUUUGUGAUGACUUUGAGAGAGCGCUUCCAGGACCAUUGUUUGCAUAUAUCCAGGAGUUCCGUUUUCUUCCUCCACCCCUCUAUUCAGAAAUUGAUCCAAAUCCAGAUCAGCCCACAAAUGACAGACCAUCCUGCCCCUCUCGUUGAAGGAAUCCAUGAAGAGCUGACUUGACUUGGGUUUUGAAUCGUACCUGCUGCGUUGAAGGUCAAGGCGUCAUAGUGGAGAUACCCUUUCAGAGGAAGUGGGUUUGCCCUUGCCUGUAUGGUGAAUAAAUGAAAACAACCUGUGAUCAUGCUUUAAAGCCUACAGUAACAUUGUAGGACUGCUCCACAUGCUUGAAGACCUGAGGUUUUUUUUCUUCCCCUUUUUCUCUCCCGCCCCCCCCUUCUUCUCCCCACUCCUUUUCUUAAAUACUGGCACAUACUAGGAGCAGCCUUACUAACUAAUCUACAGUCAUGUGUGUCAAAACACUCAAACCACAUUGUAAGAGAGGAAUGGCUUCCUCCUACGAUUUGGAAAUUUGCACAUGCUCAUUGCUUACAUUGUGCGGUUCAGUGUCACUACAGCUUUUUCUCAUUUAUGCUGGACUGUUGUUACCCCCUCUUUUCUUUGUGGUCCGCACAAUAAGGAGCAAAGGAAAGCUUUGACAAAAAAAAAAGACAAAAAAAAAAGCAACAGACUUUGACAAAUGCACUGACUUUUUUUUUAAUUUAAUGUAGCCUGGACUUUACCUGCAUAUGCACAUGCUCAGAAUUGUCCUAGUAGGCUGAUCAUGUAUCACCUCUUCAGCUUGGAUCCUAUUGUGGAUUUAUUUACAAACAUCAAAUGCCUUCAAGCCAAUCCUUCUUGCUGUAUGUUUUGCAGGCUACUGUAGUAGAUAAGCAACAGAUGUGGGGCUGGGGUGGGCGGGUGGAGAGUUAAUAGGAAGAAACUAAUAGACUUCAUCAAGAUUGUAUAUCUUCUUGAUUACUUUUAAGAAUUUGUUGCCUUUCUACUAUAAACCACAAAGCAGCAUUUUGUUACAGACUGCCUAAAAAUCACUUAAUCUCAGGUGAACUCAUCACUUGCCAAACUGUUGGAAUUGCUAUUUGUUUUGUUAAGUUGCACUGUUACUACUUCCUUUUUCUUUCUUUUUUUGGUGUGGGUUUUGUUUUUGUUUUUGUUGUGUGUUCUGUUUUUGUUCUUUAAUCAAGAUGGGGAUCUGGAAUAGGGACAUACACAAAAGUUAGAAAACCCACCCUCAUUCCUAUUUCUCUUUCUGAACCAAGAAAAAAGAUGUUGAAGUUGUGAAGCUUUAAAAAAUAAUGACACAGAUGAAAGCAACACCAGCAAGUACCAGCUCAGCCCCAAGAGUUUUAAAAGGAAAUAGUCAUACACUGUCUAGGGUUCAUAGACAGCUCGGUAUCUCAAGUAGUAGGGAUGGGAAGGGAAAGUAAAUUUAUUUUUAUAUAUAGUUAUCUAAUCACCAAAAAUUCUGUAUGUAAUGAGUCUCUAGUAGAAAGUAUAUUUCAAACUGCAGGAAAAGCUUGGACUAUGCUAAGAGCUCAGUUUGUGCACUUUGUAUUAUCUUCAGGGUUUAUGAUACUGUAAGAAUAGUAAGGCUAGAAGUAUAAUUAAGCUGGGCAAGUUCAGUGUUAACCAGCCAUACUCAGAAAUGAGUUAGCUAGAAUUGCUUCCCUUUCUUUUUCUGUGGUACUCUCAAGAAAAAAAGGAUUUUUGCUGUAUUCAUUCACAAUGCAAGAAAUCAUAGGGAAGGAGAACUUGCCCUUGAGUGUGCCCGAGGAAGAAGAGAGUGCCAUGGAGGCAUUAGAUGUGCAACACAAAUAAUACCAGCACUUAAGCACUAGAGAUUUACAACAAAAGUCAACUUUCCUUUUCAGAAGUUGUGUAACACAGACCGCUGACAAAGGGAUGGGCUUCUGCUCUUGACUAUUUAAAAAAAUCAAGGUGUCAUCUGUCAAAGUAGCUCUCUCCUUGCGCAAUAAAACAGCUCAGAAAGGAGAGGGGAGGCUGGUGUUGCUGUGUGGUGCUCAUUCUUAAAAACCUCUGCCUUGUUUUUUAAGACUUCAUAAAUGCAACAAAAUAGGCUUUUCCAUAAGUGGCCUUCAUGAGAACAUGAAUGACAGUUCAUGUUUCAAAAUUGACAACAGGGUGAUAAAAUACAAAUGAGUCGCGUUUUAAGUGAUUCAGUUAAAAAGGCUUUGGGCUUUGACUAAGCGUGUUGGGCGAGAAGGAAAUUGGGUAAUGUCUUGCAUGUUACUAGGCCAAUUUUGUGAAUGUCCCCUUCUUCUGUCCUCUUCAGCCAGACAGUUUAAAAGCUGAUGGGAUUGUUGGCAUCAAAGGGCAUUUGGUGGUUUUACUUUUUGGUUUUUUGUUACUUUAACAGACUAGGGAACAAUUGCUGAUAUAGAUAGCAUUAAAGUACUUGCCACAGUAUAAUGGAAGAUUGAAUAGGAAGCAGGAUUGACCAAUAUCAGAGUAAUUGACAUGGCAUCACAGCCUUUGUGAUAAGAGUGAAAGAUUUUGUAAGCUUAUAAAAUCAAGACUUUUCAGUUCAAAUUACAUUUUAGUUAUUCAGAGGCAUUACUCUUGCACAAGUAUUGGUCAGUUCUCAGUGUUACAAAACAUGAGGUUCAUAGUUGUAGCCCAGUAUUUGAUAGAGAAUUCUGAUCUGAGAACUAGGAAAAAAUAAAUAAAAUCCAAACAUUAGAGAAACAAAGUGCAAUAUUAAAUGUUUGCUUUAUAGAUUA
Messenger RNA from Neopsephotus bourkii (Bourke's parrot), 4007 nucleotides. RefSeq names its product arrestin domain containing 3 (gene ARRDC3). The coding region runs from base 159 to 1403 and encodes 414 amino acids. Gene Ontology annotation, cellular component: cytoplasm. Lineage: Eukaryota; Metazoa; Chordata; Aves; Psittaciformes; Psittacidae. Gene Ontology annotation, biological process: protein transport. The transcript is spliced from 8 exons. The record is from RefSeq and is a predicted model, not a curated record.